AGUCCGAUGCAGAUCUCUGUAAAAUUGUGGAAAGUGAUGUUUUGUUGUAUCUGUGACUAUGGCUCUGAAAAGAAAGUCGUUUUCCACGGACGACUAAGGGUUGGACAAUCAGACGGUCCUGGCUGUUCAAUCCCUAUUGGACGGACAGGGUGGAGUCACAGACCCAACCAAUCAGAAUGUUUCGGCCACUUCUACCAUUCAGCCAAUGGACGAUGAGGAUGUCUUCCUGUGUGGGAAGUGCAAGAAGCAGUUCAACUCGCUGCCAGCCUUCAUGACCCACAAGCGGGAGCAGUGCCAGGCUAACACGCCCUCCCUGGCCACCGUCUCGCUGGCCUCCAGCAAUGUGUACACCUCCGUCCCUUCCAUCAGCUCUGUGCAGCAGAACCCCUCCUCCAGUAGGCAGCAAGUGUCCACCUACAUCACAGUGCCCCAGUCGCCUCUCGCUCACGCGCUGGUCCAGGGGAAUGUGCUAGUCAGCGAUGAUGCGUUGAUGUCAGCCAUCUCUGCCUUCUCCUCGAUGGACCAGCCCAUGACUGCCAUGCAGCCACCUGUUCAGAGUAACCUGAGCAUGCACACAGGCUCACCCUAUCUGCAGCAUGGCCCACCCCCUAGCCAGGCUCCAUCACUCUCCUCGCAGUCCAGCAAUGCCGUGGUCCAGAUCUACAGCACACUGCCUCCCAUGGCAGGGAAUGGAACAGCAGAGGUCCAGACCCUGGGUCUUCAGCAGUUCCAGCAGGUACAGGUACCCAGCCAGUGUGUGGAGAGCAUUGCCUUCAACACGCCUCCGGUUUACAGUCCAGGGAAGCAAGGCUUUAAGACCAAAACCAGCAGCAUCUCCACAGGCUUGAGCAACAGCAACCCUGGAGAGCUGCCAGACUUUGAUCAGGCUGCCAAGCCUCGGCCCUCUAAGAAUGAUGUGGAUGGACAGGAAGGUGUCCCAGUAAAAGGAAAGGCGCAGAAACUAAAGUGCAAUUUCUGCGACAAAACAUUCACCAAGAACUUUGAUUUACAACAGCACAUUCGGAGCCACACAGGGGAGAAGCCGUUUCAGUGCAUCGUGUGUGGCCGUGCCUUCGCUCAGAAAUCCAACGUGAAGAAGCACAUGCAGACCCACAAGGUGUGGCCCUCGGGCAUGGGCACCACUGUCUCCCGGCUGCCCAUCACUGUCAGGGUGGUGCCGGUGACCGGCAGCGAGGAGAGAGUGCAGCUGACAGAGAAGGAGAACACAGGUGAAUGUGAAGGAGCAGACAGCGAUGCCCCUGUGGAGGCAGACUGCCAGGAUGGCAAGCUCAAGCCUGCAGGGAAAGCGGAGAACAAGCAGGUCGUCUUGAUAGACAGCUCCUACCAGUGUCAGUUCUGCGCCAGCAAGUUCAACACCUACUUCCAGCUCAAAUCACACAUGACCCAACACAAGGACGAGCAGGUGUACAAGUGUGUGGCGAAGCCCUGCUCUCUGACCUUCCAGAAGCUGGAGCUCUUCCUGGAGCAUAUCCAGAGCCACCAGGAGCAGCUGACGUACCGCUGCCACCUGUGCUGUAAGGUCUUCACCUCGCUGUUCGACCUGGGCGUGCACCAGUACUCCCAUAACUACUGUCCACAGCAGAGCCCUCGGAAGGAGCCCACCUUCUACAGGUGCUUGAAGUGCCAGAGCAAAUAUUCAACACAGGAGGCCCUGGACCAGCAUCUUCAAACAGCUUCUCACAACUUUCCUUGUCCCCACUGCCAGAAGGUGUUCCCGUGUGAAAGGUACUUUCGCCGCCAUCUCCCUACGCACGGGGUGGGUGGAAAGUUCAAAUGCCAGAUCUGCAAGAAGUUCUUCAAGACGGAGCACUACCUCAAACUGCAUACCCGCAUUCACUCCGGAGAAAAGCCUUAUAAAUGCAGUGUAUGCGAUGCCACAUUCAACCGCAAGGACAAAGUGAAGAGGCACAUGCUGAUCCAUGAGCCCUUUAAAAAAUACAAGUGCCCAUUCAGAACACAUGUAGGCUGCACUAAAGAGUUCAACAGACCAGACAAGCUGAAAGCACAUAUACUCUCCCACUCCGGCAUCAAGCCCUACAAGUGCCAAUACUGUCAGAAGGCAUUCAGCCGUAGGGCCCACAUGCUGGAGCACCAGCGAUCCCACACAGACAACUACAAGUUCCGCUGCCCUGCCUGCAACAAAGGCUUCACCCGGCAGAAAUACUUCCGGGACCACAAGUGCCCCCAGGCGGGCGGGGCAGAGAAGCAGGGGCCAGACAAAGGCAGAGCCAAAAAGAAGCAGCCCCGCUCCAGGAAGGCUGGAGGAAAUGCCCAGACUGGCGAGGAGGCAAGGCUGUCCCAGGCUGUGAUUGGACAGGACGGGAAGGUGACGGGUCCGGAGCUGGGAGAGGAGGAGGAAGGGAUGCUGGCGCCCCAGACUGUGCUGUCGAUAGUCGUGGGAGAUGAGGGGGUGGAAGAUGACACAGAAGAGCAUGCCAUUCCAGAGGGGGAUGGUUCGGAAGCCUUGGGGAGCAAUGAAGACCUGACUGAACUUCAGACCAGCCCAGAUGUCGCCAUGUUGGCGGUGCCUGUAUACAUACAGACCACAGACUGAGAGAGUGGGCUGGACUCUCUAAUGUUACCUUAGGUAAGGUAAUCCAAGAUUAGUUCUUAAUUGAGAUCUGUAAAAACCAGACCAUUGCGUUAUAAAAAUAACCAUCCUGUUCACCUGGAUUCUGCAUUCCACGGACUAAUAGGCCAUAUUGGGACAAAAACAUUCCUGUUGCAGAACAUCAGCAGUGCAAGCAGCGUCUUGUGCGUUUUAGUUUGGAACUCUCAAAAAUGUGAUUUUAGUUUUUAUCUUUGCAUUACUCCCUGAGAGCUACAGUACAGUCUUAACAUUUCCAAGGAGGUUUGUGUGCAUCAUGCAGGCAGGUUCACAGAUCCAAGUUAUCCUCAGGGAGGAUUGCAGUCUGCAGCGUCCUGGUUUAGAGAGGUGAGAGGGCUAACCACUUAGCCAAGGCACCUCUCGUCACGUUUAAAAUAUUGAGAAUCUAGGGUGUGGUUCUGCUAGAGACACUGGUAAAUCCUGCCAGCAAAAGCUGCACAGUGGACUUGUAAAUGCAAACACUAUUUCAGGGUGUUUUAUAUUAAAACGUUUUAGAAUCAAAAGUAUACAAAAAAACAAAGCAGAAGCACGCCGCUGUCAUACGUUUUUCUACAGCUUUCUUCUGCAUUGUUUAUUACGUAUUCUUCUGCUCAUUUUCCAUAUUUCACAUUCUUUUUCUAGUUUUGUAUUUUAUUUUGUUGCAGCAGUUAAAUGUGUUAUUGCUACUACUGAUAACAACCAAAUGUGGUUCCGAUGUGAUUGUAUUGUGUUACACUUAUCAUCAUGACACGAUGGAUAAUUAUUUGCAAAUCAUUUACAUUUCUUUAAUAAAAUAAAUAAAUAAAUACUGAAAUUAAAAUAAACAGGGGGAUUUGUUUAAUCUACUUGUUUCUCAUGUCAUAUUUCAACU
Molecule: messenger RNA, 3479 nt
Organism: Polyodon spathula (Mississippi paddlefish)
Lineage: Eukaryota; Metazoa; Chordata; Actinopteri; Acipenseriformes; Polyodontidae
Product: zinc finger protein 341-like
Exons: 15
Coding region: 206-2575 (789 amino acids)
Source: RefSeq, a predicted model, not a curated record